UGGGAGAGAGUGUGCCACAAGGUACCAGGACAUCUGGACUGUGACCCGCAGCCGUGUGGCACUGAACUUUGUCCCACUUGUCACCGUGGAGGGGCUGGGCCUGCCCCGGGAUAUCCCCGACGUCACAAACACAGCGUGGUCACAGCACCCGGUGGGGCGACACCGGGCACCCCAGGACCGUCCAUCGUCCCACCGGCGGAACACACCGGGGCCAGCUGGACCAAUUCCACCGGGCCAGCCCCACCAUGGCCACCAGCGAGCCCACGCCGGCGCAGCCCAAGGCAGAGGAGCAGCAGAGCAUCGGGACACGCGUGGCCAACCUGCCCCUGGUGAGCUCGGCUUACGACAUGGUGUCCUCCGCCUACACCUGCACCAAGGAGAGCCACCCCUACGUGCGGAGCGUCUGCGAUGCUGCCGAGAAGGGCGUGAGGACACUGACAGCGGCAGCAGUGAGCGGGGCCCAGCCCCUCCUCACCCGCCUGGAGCCCCAGAUUUCCACCGCCAAUGAAUUUGCCUGCAAAGGGCUGGACAAGCUGGAGGAGAAGCUGCCCCUCCUGCAGCAGCCCCCCCAGAAGAUCAUCUCAGACACCAAACUGCUGGUGACCUCCACGGUGACGGGGGCCAGGGAUGUGCUGACCAGCACGGUGGCUGGAGCUAAGGAUGCAGUGUCCAGCCGAGUGACCGGAGCUAAGGAUGCAGUGUCCAGCACUGUGUCCGGGGCUAAGGAUGCAGUGUCCAGCACUGUGUCCGGGGCCAAGGAUGCAGUGUCCAGCACUGUGGCCGGAGCCAAGGAUGCAGUGUCCAACACUGUGGCUGGAGCCAAGGAUGCAGUGUCCAGCCGAGUGACCGGUGUGAUGGACAUGACCAGAGGGGCAGUGCAGGGUGGCGUGGAGCUGACCAGGUCUGCAGUCAGCAGUGGUGUCAGCACCGUGGGCCAGAUGGUGGCCAGCGGGGUGGACUCCGUGCUGGGCAAGUCGGAGGAGCUGGUGGACCAUUACCUGCCCAUGACAAAUGAGGAGCUGGCCAAGCUGGCCACGGCCGUGGAGGGCUUCGAGCCGGAGCAGCAGAGGCAGCAGCAGAGCUACUUCGUGCGUCUGGGCUCCCUCUCCACCAAGGUGCGGCACCGGGCGCUCCAGCACUCCCUGGGCAAACUGCAGAGCGCCCGCCAGAGCAGCCAGGACCUGCUGGCCCAGCUCCAGCGCACCCUCGACCUGGUGGAGCAGCUGAAGCAGGGCGUGGACCAGAGGCUGCAGGGAGGGCAGGAGAAGCUGCAGCAGCUGUGGCUGGAGUGGAGCAAGAAGCAGCCGGGCAGUGGCAAGGACCGGGCGCCGCCGGAGGCGGUGGAGUCGGGCACGCUGACCAUGCUGCAGGGCUUGAGCCAGCAGCUGCAGAGCUCCUGCCGGCCCUUGGUGUCCAGCCUGCAGGGCCUCCCCAGCACCGUGCAGGACACGGCGGGGCAGGUCCGGCAGAACGUGGAGGAGCUGCAGGCGGCGCUGGCCUCUGUCACCUCCCUGCAGGACGUGACGGGCCCCGUGCUGGCCCAGGCCCGCAGCCGCGCCGCCAAAGCCCGGCAGCUGAUGGACGAGCUGGUGGAGAACGUGUCCUUCAACACCCCCCUGACGUGGCUGGUGGGACCCUUCGCCCCCUCGGGCAAGCGCCCGGUGGAGCUGGAGAUGGAGUAGCAAUUCCGGGCUGCUCCCCUCCCCAAAAAGCCUCGUUAGGAGCCUUUGCCAAACCCCCCCAGCCCCCCUCACCCCUCACCUUGUGCCUGUGCCUGUGGGGACCCUCCUGCCUGCCCCAGCUCUGUCCCCUUGCUGGAGACCUGCAGUUAUGUGCCUUGGCUGCCCCAAGUGCCUCUUGGGGGUCCCCCACGUCCUCGGUGCCUUCAAACCCCCGUCCUUGUAGGGUCAAAACAGCACAAGAAACAAUAAACUCCGGGUAGUUUUGCA
Molecule: messenger RNA, 1949 nt
Organism: Onychostruthus taczanowskii (white-rumped snowfinch)
Lineage: Eukaryota; Metazoa; Chordata; Aves; Passeriformes; Passeridae
Product: perilipin-3-like
Exons: 8
Coding region: 246-1682 (478 amino acids)
Biological process (GO): lipid storage; positive regulation of triglyceride storage
Cellular component (GO): cytosol; lipid droplet
Source: RefSeq, a predicted model, not a curated record